UAUAUAUUUCGCAGCUUCCCUUUGUAGGCCUCAUUGAGAGUUGAGACUAUCAGAUAUUUGAAAUUCAAAUUGUCUGUGCAACUCGGAAUGGCUCGUACAAAGCAAACAGCCCGUAAAUCUACCGGUGGAAAGGCUCCCAGGAAGCAACUUGCUACUAAGGCUGCGAGGAAGUCAGCCCCUACCACAGGAGGAGUGAAGAAGCCCCAUCGUUAUCGACCUGGAACUGUCGCUCUCCGUGAAAUCCGAAAGUAUCAGAAGAGUACCGAGCUUCUCAUCCGGAAGCUGCCAUUCCAAAGGCUUGUACGUGAAAUUGCUCAGGAUUUUAAGACAGAUCUGAGGUUUCAAAGUCAUGCGGUGCUUGCGCUCCAAGAAGCCGCAGAAGCAUAUUUAGUUGGUCUCUUUGAGGACACCAACUUGUGUGCCAUCCAUGCUAAGAGAGUCACCAUAAUGCCAAAGGAUAUUCAACUUGCAAGGCGGAUUCGUGGAGAACGAGCUUAAGCUGAUCAUGAUGUUGAUUAGUGAUCAAUAUCUUUUAGGUUGUUCGUGUAAUGAUCAAUCUCUUUUGUUAAUGAUCAAUCUCUUUUUGGUUAUCUCAAGGACCUUAUCGUGUUCUAUAAAUUCUAGUACUGGGUUUGGUGAUAGAUACAUUGAUUAAUAUGAAUUGCUGAUUCUGAUUAGGUUC
Molecule: messenger RNA, 682 nt
Organism: Lycium barbarum (goji berry)
Lineage: Eukaryota; Viridiplantae; Streptophyta; Magnoliopsida; Solanales; Solanaceae
Product: histone H3.3
Exons: 4
Coding region: 88-498 (136 amino acids)
Cellular component (GO): nucleosome
Molecular function (GO): structural constituent of chromatin; protein heterodimerization activity; DNA binding
Source: RefSeq, a predicted model, not a curated record